AUGAACAAUACAAGAGGUUACUCGGAGACUCCAAAGCAAUCUCAAUUUGUCCGUUGCGAGCCGCAUCGUCGCUCGCUCGGCCCAGAGAUACCACCACAGGCAACGUCCGGCCCAUCAUUAGAUACUUCCGUCUCACAAAAGGAUUUCUGGCGGGCGGAAAGCAUUGGAGAAAGAGGCAGAGAUAAAUUCGUCGACAGCAUGGCCAGCUUACCUAGUGCCUCUGAAGGCCUUCACUUAGGAUUCGCGUCUGGUACUACUUUACCGCACAUUACUGAUACCAAGACAACUGGAACAGAUUGUAUAUCGAGGUUGAAACAGCACACUUGGGCGGCAAAUCGUCCGACUGCAACCGUCCCCUUUGCUCUCAAGACUUUGGCUUUGGGCCAGCUUGAGCCUUUUGUCGAUGCAUAUUUCUCUCUCUUCCACCCAUCAUACCCGAUCGUGCACGAAGCAACAUUCCGAGCUCAAUUCAUGGAAGUAAUCCCUCGACCAGCUAGGGAUGAUUGGCAAGCUCUUCUUUUCAUAAUCGCCGCGGUUGGUGCGUGGGCAACAGCCACUGAACAGACGGAUAUUCACCCCUGUUUAUUCGAAGCUGCUAAGGCGCGGCUUUCCAUUGACAUGCUGGAAAUGAGAAAUCCAUCUCUCGUGCAGGCUCUAGCCCUUCUUUCGAAUUUCAUGGAGAAGAUAAACAUGCCGAAUUCCGGAUACAACUUAGUGGGUCUUGUACGCCGCAUUGCGAUGGGUAUCGGACUCUAUAAAAACAGUGCAAGUCAGGAAAAUCGUCUUUUCAACCUUGAGACGAGGCGACGCAUCUGGCACUGCAUCUACAUUUUCGAUGUCAGUGCUAUUGUCACAUUUUUUCCGACCGCUCGAUCUUCCAAGUGA
Penicillium maclennaniae is the source of this 885-nucleotide messenger RNA. Its product is annotated as fungal specific transcription factor domain-containing protein. Lineage: Eukaryota; Fungi; Ascomycota; Eurotiomycetes; Eurotiales; Aspergillaceae. The transcript is spliced from 2 exons. The coding region runs from base 1 to 885 and encodes 294 amino acids. The record is from RefSeq and is a predicted model, not a curated record. Gene Ontology annotation, cellular component: nucleus. Gene Ontology annotation, molecular function: RNA polymerase II cis-regulatory region sequence-specific DNA binding; zinc ion binding; DNA-binding transcription factor activity, RNA polymerase II-specific. Gene Ontology annotation, biological process: DNA-templated transcription; positive regulation of transcription from RNA polymerase II promoter by galactose.